AGGUGUUUAUGAACGCAUUGCUCGAGAACUAUCUGACGUUGGUUUCAGACGAACUGCUUAUCAGUGUCGAGAAAAAAUCAAAAGACUUCGAAAAGAGUAUCAGUUAUCAAAAUACUGCUUUGAACACAAUAUCGCUCCCAAGAAACCUAUGAAACAUUUUGAAUUAGUGGAUAAAAUUUUCAAUCAGGACUCUUCUGCCCAAAACAGCAAUGUUGACGUUAACUUAUUGAGCUCCGAUCAAGAAGAUGAAUUGCAUUUUUCAUUUAAUCAUGAUCAAGAAUCAGAUGCAUCGAACAGUUGCACUGGUAAUGAUUCUGUAAUACCACAAACUAUACUUCCUGGCCCUUCAUAUUCUCCAUUACUUGAGAGAGAAAAUUCACCUGUGAGUCUAAAAUUAAAGCCUCCACUUACUCCAUCUAGUGCACAUAAUGAUAGUAAUGAUACUCUCUUAAAUGGAGAGCAAAAUUAUGAUUGUUCUGACAAAGAUUCACCGAUAGAUGACAGUGAGUCACCAUGGGUUCCAAAUGUAGUUCUAGUAGAAAAUGACUUAGAAAGUGGAGAUUUAGAUAAUGCAUCUGAAAAUGAAAAAACACGUAAUUUAAAUGGAAAUGAGAGACUUGAAGAUUUUCAGAAUGCCGAUCAGACAGAAUCAUCUUUUAAAGAAGCAAGUGAACCUCCUCAAAAGAGACGUAAACAGGAAUCAACACAUAAGUGGUUAAAAACUAUAUUAGACAGUGUAACAGAUAAAUUUCUUAAGUAUCAAGAAAGUACCGAAUCACGGUUUUUGGAGCAGAUUACAUGUUUGGAACAAGAACGGAUGAAACGAGAUGAAAGUAUGCAUAAGCUUUGGAUGGAAUUUGAGGAGCGACGUAGAAAAGAAGAACAACAACAUGAGUUAAAAAUGAUUUCUUUACUUGGUCAGUUUGUUCAUCAGAUGAAUGAAAAUGGAAACCAUGAUUCAAAAUAACUGUUUAUCUACAUAUGAUUUAACAUUAUGGAUCAUUUGCAUUAAAUAUAGCCUUUAAAAAAAAUACUGUAAAUAAAUUAUAUUUUUCAAUGAAUUAUUAUAUAAAUUUAGUCUUCAAAAAAUUUAUAAAACUUGCUAUAAGUAGCCACCAAAUAUUUCUUAAUAAAAUCAAAUGAGAAAUAUCUGUAUACCAGUACACAUAUUUUGUACCUUAUUUAAAUCCAAAUAAUGUGCAUCUAAUAAAUUAAUAAUUAAUGCCAUUUUCUGAAAAUUUCUUUUUACAAAAUAUCUAAGGGGAUUUUAUUUUAGAGUGCUAUAGGGUGUCUAUAACUAAAGAACCCUAUUUCAAAACUGCCUACAAGUGAAACCACUGAUCAUAAAAUUGCAAAAUUUGUGGCAGACUUAAUAAAGGGAUGAGAAUGUCUUUCAGUGGUGAAAAAAAAAAUUAGUUACAAAUAUCAUCACCAGAGGCGUGUUUAAUUCAUUAUAUUAAUAAAUUAUACAUUUAGCCCCAACUUUACUAUAGUUUUACAAUUUUACAAUUUUUUUAAAAAGGAAACAUGUUCCAUGUGAUGGUAAUCAUUUUCAGCUACCAUCUGAUAUCACAAAAUGGCAUGACCCACAGUUGACACAAGUGUGCUGAGAAAUGUUCUGCAUGCGGUGUGACUUUAAGAUAGGUAAAGUUCUUGGACUGUCAUGGCUUACCAGAUGUUUCAAAUGUCCCUAAAGCAAAAAAUUGCAUGGAUUGAGGUUUGGGGAUCAAGCAGGCCACACAUAAUGAAAGUGCCGGCUGUUUAAGUAAAACAGUUUUACUAAAAAAAACGCAAUCUCGUAAACUUUUGUCAUUGUGAGCAAUAAGCGCAUUGAAAACAAAGUCUCCAUCAAUGUUCUAUGUUUUAUAUUAGCUGCUGUAUGACAUCAACAAAGAUUUAUUGUUUUACUACAGGUUUUCAAAGUAAAAUGCCCUAUGGUGAUGCUAUUUUUAACUGUUUUUUCUCUGAAAGACAUUCUCAUCCCUUCAUUAAGUCUGCCUCAAAUUUCACAAUUUUCUGAUCACUGGUUUCACUUGUUGGCAGCUUUGAAAUAAGGUUCUUUAAAUUAUAGACACCUAGUAUAUUUUUUGGUUUUAUUAAAAAGCAACUUAUUUAGGAAAAAAAAAAAAAAAAAUUUAUAUGAGACUAUAAACUGAAAGCAGUUAAAAAUAUAUUUUUUAAAUUGGAAAUACUCAUCAAAUUUGUCAAAUUAUAAUUAAUAAAAUGCUGUUAGUAGCCAUUCCAGUUUGCCAUAUUCAGUCUUAUGUUAAAAAAAUUGAUGGAUAAUGCUGUGUAUUUACUUUUUGUAUGUGAGCGUGAAAUUAAAAAAGUGUUCUAAUCUCCCAAUUUUUUGGAGAGGGCAGAGAUAGGUUAAAAAUUUCUGUCAUGGGUGUAAAAUACAUGUGCAACUAAUUUAAUUUUAAUGUAGAUUUCUUAUCUGUUUGUUGUGAAAAUCUGAAGAUGAUAUUUGCAAUUGCACUGGAACUCUUAAUUCUCCAGAUUCCAGAUAUCCAGAACUAGCGUUAUCCAAAUAACUUUUUUUUUUUUAAGUAAGAUUGAACUUGUUUAGUUUAUAUGUGUGUUUUUAAUUUUUUGCUGAUUUAAACAAGAGAAAAUAAAAAUUCGGUGUAGUAAAAAUAAAACAAGCUAAGUUAUGAAGUAGACUGAAAUUUGUAUGAAUGAAAAUUUAAUUCAUUAUUCUCUUUAGUUGAAAAAUAGGAAUUGGUUAUGUAUUUAGGCUUAUCAUGAAAUGAAAUCAGGCUAUAGUUUAAACUUUUAUUGUUUGAUUUUUGUCAAAAAAAGUAUUUUAUACUUUGUUUUAAUGCCCUGUAUGGCUGUAUGGCUUUUGUACAUUGAAACAUUGUCACAGUAUUAAGUUAUGGCAACUAAUCUACAACCUUUUUUAUCAGGUUUUUUUUAGCUGAAGUUCCUGUUUUUAUUUAUAGUUUGCAAAAUAAUAUUAUUAUAUUAUUUUAUAAGCAGUUACUUGAUAAAAUCUUGUAUUAUUGUCUUGUAAAUAAAUGAGAGUGUGUCUAAUUCAGAUUCUUAUGAGAAAUAUUCAGCAGGUUCUAACAUAUUAUAACAAAAGCCUUUUUGAGUAAUGUACUGUUAUUUAUUUAUUCAAGCCAUGUGAACAUCAGUGCAUGUGUUAUAUAUCUUAAUUACUUAUGAUACCAAAGAGUCACACUCCUCAAAAUAAUGUUCAGCAGCUUCCUUCAUUUUAUAAUAUUUUUAAGUAUUAGCUGUUACUUAUAGUAAUAAUAAAACUAUGUUAACUGGCAUAGAAAAAGGAAAAAAGAAUUGAAACAAAAUUAAAAUUUUGUCUGAUAAAAAUUUCUUAAAAAUGGUAAUUUAAUAAUCAUAGUGUGCUACAAUUACACACACUUUUAAAAACUUCAGCUGUGACAAAUAAAAUUGAAAAUAUAUUUAGAAUCUUUAUAAUUCUGGUUCUUCCCACUUAUAAGAGCAUACAAUUUUGCUAACUGUAGGAGCUUUAUGCAAUGGUAAAUAGGAAACCGAUUAAGUGCAAAAUAGUUUUGUCAUUCAAUCACUGUACUUCAUCAGUACUCACUGAUGUUCAAAAAGUUCUGUCUGCCCAGUUUUUUAGAUUGCUCUCAAUAGUAGGCCUCAAUUCAUGAUACUUAAUAAUCUAUACCAUAAUACUACUUGUUGCAUAUAAAUUAAUAUUACUUGAAAAAUUUUGUUUUUCUGGGUUCAUUCUUUCUACUCAAGACUGAAUAAAAAAAACAUACAAUCAACAUUUCACUUUAUGCUCUAAUGGAGAUUACACUGGCUUUGAUAUUCUAUUAAUUUUAUAUUUUUCACUAACAUAACAAAAAUUUUUAGUAAAUGCAUUAAAGUGAGAAAACAGAAGAAUAUUUUCUAUAGAAUGAAUGAAUUUUUGUCUUGACAUAUUAAGAAUUUGGAACAAGUUUAAUUAAAAUGCUUAACUUGAUUUUGUUUCAUGCCAUCUUCUCACAUGUCCUUAAACAGAAGAGAAACAUUUCUGUUUUUACUAAUUUAUUAAAAUAAAAAAUAGUGUGAUCA
Molecule: messenger RNA, 4047 nt
Organism: Stegodyphus dumicola
Lineage: Eukaryota; Metazoa; Arthropoda; Arachnida; Araneae; Eresidae
Source: RefSeq, a predicted model, not a curated record